Molecule: messenger RNA, 3136 nt
Organism: Ictalurus punctatus (channel catfish)
Lineage: Eukaryota; Metazoa; Chordata; Actinopteri; Siluriformes; Ictaluridae
Gene: igf3
Product: insulin-like growth factor 3
Exons: 4
Coding region: 87-644 (185 amino acids)
Cellular component (GO): extracellular region
Molecular function (GO): hormone activity
Source: RefSeq, a predicted model, not a curated record
GGUCUAGCUCCUCCUCUCUGACUAUAAGACACACACACACACACACGUCUCUCGGUGGAAGACGAAACACACCGUGUGCAGCCAUCAUGACACACACUCGACACGGACUCACACCUGCAGUACAGGUGCUGUGUUGGAGGAGUGUGUGUGUGUUGUACACGCUUUCGGUGUGCGUGCUUCUGCCUGAACUUGCUUGCUCAGCAAAACCUCGGUGUGGAGUGGAGCUCAUCGCUGAUCUUCAGUUUGUGUGUGGAGAUCGAGGAUUUUAUAGAGGUCACCCUGGAGCAGUGAGGAGUGCAGGUCCACGGCGCAGAGGUAAAGGAAUCGUAGAGCAGUGCUGUGUGAGAGGAUGCGAUCUGCAGUAUCUGGAACAUUACUGCGCCAAGCCGAAGCGAGAGCGACGACACAUGCGACACACGCCGCCGCCGCCCGCGCCUCACACUGAGGAUCAGUCCUGGCUGAUGUUUCUCAGACGAUACGAAACAAACCAGUUUGAAAACGAACCGGAGAAAUUCGUGGAAAGGCUGAAAGAGCGAAUGCUGUACCAGAGGAAGUUGGGACGCGCAUCACUGCGGCCUCCGAUUAGCCGAAAAAUCCCUAAAUCCUCUCAGCGUUUAAAGCACCGGCGAAAACGGCGUAACUGAAGACGACCCGACCGAGCGAAUAAACAUCCCAGCCACGAUUAGCGUCAGUUAAAUAUAAAUAUUAAUUAAGCUCUUUUAAAUGAGCUCGGUGGAUACGAAUCAUUAAUUCUGCUAAUUAUAAUAUUUAUCCUUGAAUGUGGCCUUUAUCUUGUCUUUACUCGGACGCAGUGUAGCGCAGAUUCUUUUUUUUUCCUGAGACGAAUGUUAACAGUCAAUUACGCUAAUGCUAAUUGAUAACACUAGAGUUUUAUGUUUUUUAUCUGCACUCAAACAAAAAAAAAAAAAGCAAGCCCACAAGCUGGAGCUUUGAAUUUAUCCACGCUGGGUCAGUUUGCGCUGAAGUUUUCGUCGAUCUUUAAUCAUUAAUCGUUUCCUCACACUAUCACAGGAUCACGUACAGAACGGCUGCACGGCGCUGAAACGCACACGAUCGCCUGCUGAAAAUCUCAACACGGUGAACUCUUAUAGCAAAAAAACAACAACAACAACAACAACAAAACAAACUAGCUAGCACGUUGGCUAACUGACGAAGUAUUGCUAGCUGUCCAUUCACACGUGUUAUGCUAGCUAGCUGAAUGUAAACAUGGGGAUAAAGGUGUCAUGAAUCUAAACAUAAAUAAAUGCACCUAAAACACCACUUUGUCUUAAUAUUAAAGGCAGGAUAGUUUGAAUAUAUAAAAUAGUAACCGUAUGGUUUUAAAAUAGUGUUUCUUGUCAUUUUCUGUAACCUGAACGGGUUGAAAUCAGUGACGUGUGUUUGUGAUGAGAAGCAAAAUGGCUGAAUGUUCAGGUAGAAGUGGUUUAUUGUCUAUAUAUAUAUAUAUAUAUAUAUAUAUAUAUAUAUAUAGAGAGAGAGAGAGAGAGAGAGAGAGAGAGAGAGAGAGAGUGUAUAGUCAGGACCUGCGUUCACACUGCGACGUUUUUAUUUGUUCUGGGGGUUUUUUAUGUUGUUUGCUAGCUGGAGUGUCUGACUCUGGUUGCCAUGGUUUCAUCGCUAGCACCUAGCUAGUGCCGUUUCUUUUCCUGUUUAUUCAGCGACACUCAGUUAAACUGUCUGGAUCUCUGGACAUUAGCCGUGAAAAACAACUCCUGUACACUAAUUAAAGCUAACUAAAAUAUUUCACACCAGAGCACUGCUGAGUUCUGGAUCGUGAUUGGUCAGGGGGUGUUGAUUAAUUUUCUGUAACAGCGGUUCUGUCAGUAGCGCAGCUGCAAAUCACAGAUUUAUUCAUAAUUAAGGCGGUCGUUCUAUUACAUUAUCGUUUCUAUAGCAACAGCUCAUUCGCAGGGAAGCUUCGUAUAAACAGGUUCUUAAAAACGCGUGUAAUCGUGUAAGGAGAUUUUAGUUCACGUCGGGUUGAUGGAAGGAGUCUCCAGUGUCAGCGCUUUGUAACAGUCAGAGGUAAAGCUGUGACUUGAAGUUUUCGAGCGUACGCUUCUUGGCGGUUUCUCGUUAACACGACGUGGGUAAAUAAGAAAAAAACUUAAGAGAUAUUGUAACUAUUGAGACCAACAAUUUAGCUAGCUAGCGCGUAGCCGUGACGACCUCGUUAAGACGCUGUGACAGUAGAAGCGAUACGCGGCUUUAACGAACAUCAACAACUUGACAUCGUGUCGUCGGAUACUUAUUGUCAAAUUAUCUUCUAAACACGACAAACACAUCGACGUUGAAAUGCAGCGUCGCGUUAAGAUUAUUGCAACAUCUCUUCCCGCCCCCUUUUUCUGUCACAGGCCCCGCCCACUCUAACAACUCUCUCAGUAUAUGAACUUUGUGGAAUUGUAUCAUGGCUAGCGUGAAAGCAGGGUGAAACUGUCCAGUGUGCUAUGAAGAACUUUUUUUUAAAUUUUUCAUCAGAAAUUACAACCCCAGUUUCAAAAAAGUUGGGACACGGUGUUACAUGUAAAUAAAAACAGAACGCAAUGAUUUGCAAAUCUCAUAAACCCGUAUGUUAUUCACAACAGAAUAUAGAAAACAUAUCAAAUAUUUAAACUGAGGAAAUUUACCGUUUUAAGAAGAAAAUAAGGUCAUUUUGCAUUCGAUGGCCGCAACGCAUCUCAAAAAAGUUGGGACAGGGGAAACAAAAGGCUGGAAAAGUGAGUGUUAGUAAAAAUAAACAGCUGGAGGUUAAUUGGAAACAGGUCAGUAAGAUGAUCGGGUAUAAAAAGAGUAUCUUAGAGAGGUUUUUAAAAAAUUAUUAUUUACUUAUUAUUUAUUUUUUAUAUUUUGUUUUUAUUUACAUUUUACACAGCGUCCCAACUUUUCUGGAAUUGGGGUUGUACUUCCCAGAACAAACUCCACGAUGUGUCACUAAUAUAAGUACAUUUUUUAAAAAGAUCAUGUUUAGAAUGUGUUGUUGUUUGCUAAGUGAAGGACAGUUCUCGAGGUCGGACUGUAUUAGCGAAUGUUCUUUGGUGACGUGUUUGCACAUUUAUUAUAAUAAAUUAUAAACAUUUUGUAUCUUAUUAUAUAUGAUAAAGCAUUGAAUACUGAA